GUGACGUCAUUGAGGAGAAGUACAGCCUUUUUUGUGUGUGCUCACAGUUUGUUUCCGUGUGAGUCAUUUCACAGGAGAAGGGCUUGUGUGUGUUUAAGUAUGUGACAGAGAGAGAGAGGGAAUAGGCAGACAGAGGCAAAGAAAGGCACAAGUAUUAGGUGUCCCUUUUCAAUUCAGAAGCUCAAUUUGUUGUUUGGAAUCUGAAAAAUAGGGUGAAAGGAGCAGGAAAGGGGAGAAGCUAGGUGGGAAUCUGAGCUGCUGACAGCUGGUUUUUGUUCCUUCUUUCCUCACCCCUCUUCCAUUCCCUCAGUACAGCACCAUCACUCUGUACACAGUAUUUGUAAGAGGAUAUAGAGUAAAAUAUCCGCUUUUUAGACCCUUUGAUGUCUUUCAGAAUGAGUGCAGGAUGUGAUCAGUGAUACUACCUGACUCAUUUUCUUUCCACAGACAUCGGCUUCUCACAUCUCAAAUCUCAAACUUUACUCUCUUCCUGUGACGUCUGGCCUACCGCAUCCGGGUCUGACUUCACAAGAUGCUGACAUACUAGCAGUUAAACUGUUUUCCUGUCAAAUUGUCAGUUCACACUCGCAUGCGCACGCCUGAUCUUUGCAUUUGUGUGAUAAAUAAUUACAGACCAUGGUAGGCUACUGUCCAAUCUGUGGAAAGCCUGUCUACUUUGGGGAGAAGAAAAGGUCCUUGGGGAGGGACUACCAUCCUCUGUGUCUGAAGUGCCAGAAGUGCAACAGACAGCUCACGGCUGGCCAACAUGCUGAGUAUGAUGAGAAGCCAUUCUGCACACAUUGCUACAUGAAGAUGUUUGGCCCGAGGGGUAACAGGUGAAGGAUGUGUCCACAGCACAGCUCAUCGUCUUCAUCGGCAAAACCAGACUAUAACACAACAGAUGAAUACUGACAUCUAAAAGGAGGCAGCUGAAAGCCAAAAAAACUGAUGGCUUUAAUGAAUAAUAGUGACAAGCAUAAAUGUAACAUUCCUGUUUUUCUCUUUGUGACAAUUUUUCAAAAUUAAAUAUUUAUGAAUAAGUAGUGGUUACUUGAGUUUUAUCACUUGUGUUAUUGAUUGUAAAUUUGAAAGUUUUUUUGUCCUAUACUUUUUCUGAACCUUGCAAAAGUAACGUUUUGGUGAAUCGCUGGUGAUAUUUUUGGCUAUGCAAUCAGAAGCCUGUAAUGCUAUGCAAACUAUUUAUACAACCACAAACUUGUGUUUUAUUUGGAUUUAAUGUGAUGGAUUCAUUAAUUGUAAAGCUGAAUAAAAUUAUACACUGUUUUCAAAAUCUCUAACAAAUAAAAAUCUGAAAAGUG
Molecule: messenger RNA, 1319 nt
Organism: Girardinichthys multiradiatus
Lineage: Eukaryota; Metazoa; Chordata; Actinopteri; Cyprinodontiformes; Goodeidae
Exons: 4
Coding region: 637-840 (67 amino acids)
Biological process (GO): regulation of gene expression; intrinsic apoptotic signaling pathway in response to DNA damage
Molecular function (GO): zinc ion binding
Source: RefSeq, a predicted model, not a curated record